This is a messenger RNA of Trichophyton verrucosum HKI 0517, 2106 nucleotides long. RefSeq names its product C6 transcription factor RosA. Gene Ontology annotation, cellular component: nucleus. Gene Ontology annotation, molecular function: transcription cis-regulatory region binding; zinc ion binding; DNA-binding transcription factor activity, RNA polymerase II-specific. NCBI's taxonomy places the organism in Eukaryota, Fungi, Ascomycota, Eurotiomycetes, Onygenales, Arthrodermataceae. Gene Ontology annotation, biological process: positive regulation of transcription by RNA polymerase II. The record is from RefSeq and is a predicted model, not a curated record. The transcript has 2 exons. Bases 1 to 2106 code for a protein of 701 amino acids.
AUGUCUUUCGCUACUAUCGCCCCCUCUCCCAAAUCGCCCGCCUCUUCUCCAGGUAUGGCCAGCUCUAUAGAACUUGUCAAGCCGGUUUCCAAAUCCAAAAAGUCCCGCAAGCCUACAGGAAAGUCGUCCUCUAGCUCGUCAACACAGGGGAAUCCUGGCAUCAAGAAGGCAGAGAAACUACAUAAAAGAUCUCGUUCUGGAUGUUUUACAUGCCGCCUGCGACGCAAGAAGUGCGACGAAGGUCAUCCUGCCUGUCGUGCUUGCAAAAAUCUCAAGCUCCGAUGCGAAUAUGAACGGCCGAUGUGGUGGGGAAACAACGAACAGAGAAAGUCGCAAAAGGAGUACAUCAAGGAUCUCAUCAAGAGCACCAAGAUGAACGAAAAGACAGUUUCAUGUCCUCGUCAAACAUGCUGCACAUACAGCCCUCCCGAACUUUCUCAUUCAGCCCCAACCCCUGAGGCGUACCCGGAUACCUCUUCGCAAACUCGAGACCCUUCUCUAGAGCCCCCUUACUGUGCUGAAGGAGAGCCUAGCCAUGUUCACAUCCAGGAAUUUUAUGAUCCAUAUGCCCAAGAUCAGCCAUCACAUCUGGAUUCUAACGGAUUCUGGUCUGCUCCAACGCCGUACGAGGUAGAUGUCAAGACAGAGAGCGAGCUAUUCAUCAAUAAUAUCCCAACUCGACGGGACUCGUCAACGUCUACUUUCAAUACUUUCCAGCCUCCUCUUGCCCAUGCCAUGCUACCUUCAUUUGCUGAGGAUGACUGGGCGCGAAAUGAUGUGUUCGAUUCCAAGGUUCUCCCAGAGCAUAGCUGCCUUGAGUUUUCUCACAUACCCGUGGGUGUUCCUUCGAUCCAGGUUGACGAUUCUGACCGCCAUCUACUGGAUCAUUUCUUUGAGCACCUAUCUAGCAAAAUAUUCCCCAUUCUGGAAACCAGAAAACGAGGAGGUGUCUUCGCCGACGUUAUUCUACCUGCCAUCGAGUCGAAUAAGUGCUAUCUGCACUGCUGCCUAAGCAUCGCCGCUGUUCAUCUGAAGUCAACACAGCAUGUCACCAGCGACUUCAUCGACAAUGACAUCCUUAAGCACCGCUUCCAAGCCGUUUCCGAGCUUUGCUCGUCCCUGAACCAGGAUACUGAUCAUCUUCAAAUUCUCGAGGCAACUCUCAGUAUGGCGUUCUUCCAAUGCGCUGUUGGUCGUGCAAACGACACUCUCCCCGAUGUUCCGUGGCACCAACAUUUCCAAGCAGCCACGGGCUUGAUCCACAAACUAGACCUUCCCCACCGCCUUCUAGAAUCCGACCAUGGCGCUGUUCAUCCACCAUUCAGCAUGAGCCUAGCUGCCUGGAUCGAUAUCUUGGGAUCAACGAUGCUCGGACAGAUGCCGCAGUUCGCACAUACAUACAGAACCAAACUCUUUGGCGGAUCAAGCGCCGGGCUUUGUGAACUAAUGGGUUGCGAAGAUCGAGUCAUGUACCUGAUUGCAGAAAUCUCGUGCCUCGAUGCUCUGUGCAUCGAGGGCCGAACUGACCAUGCCAGCCUUUGUGGCCAUGUCACAAACCUUGCUCAACAGCUUGACCAUACUGAACCACCAGCGGGAUCGCUCGUCAAGCCAUUCUCAGAGAACGGGGCUUUGCUACCCCAGCAGCUUUCUAAAAACAUCACUGCCCUAUUCAGAGUGGCUGCGCGUGUCUAUCUUUGCAGUCUUGUUCCUGGAUCCAAGCGCGACCAGCCAGGCACCGUUAGCCUGAUCUCACAUGCUGCGGAACUGCUUGACCUCAUUCCUAGUGGGCCAGAAGGAUUUGAUACCUCCCUUGUCUGGCCACUACUCAUUUGCGGCUCCCUUGCAACUCCUGGAAGUACAUUCCGCGAGUCACUCAGCAAACGAAUAGAGCAAAUGGGUCAGCAGGCUGAGCUAGGAAGCUUUGGCCGCAUGAUAUGCGUGCUUCAGGAAGUCUGGCGCCUUGCAGACGAGAAAGCUCUCAUAGAGGCAGAACAACCAACCGCAUUUUCCCAGCGAUCUAAUGGGGAGCUUCCGCUGAUAACUAACAGUAUUGUCCGCUGGCGAGAUGUCAUGCAACAAAACGGCUGGGAUUUUCUCCUGAUCUAA